CUCUCUCUAGAGAUGAGCUGCAAACUUCACUGAAUGCCUUUCUGAAGGGAGACAUCAGAAACACAGCCAGCAUUAGUCGCUUUCCAUCUUUUAGCCUCUCCUUUUUGUCACUCUCUCUUCUCAUUCUACUCUGCAGCAAAGAAUACCAAUUAGCAGUAGUGGCCGGCCGGCAAUGCGUCCAGCAGCUUCAUCAAGGUGGUGUCCAACGCCGGAGCAGCUGAUGAUCUUAGAGGAAAUGUACAGGAGCGGGAUCAGGACUCCGAAUGCAUCUCAGAUACAGGAAAUCACUGCCCACCUCUCCUUCUAUGGCAAGAUUGAAGGGAAAAAUGUGUUUUACUGGUUUCAGAACCACAAAGCCAGGGAUAGACAGAAGCUUAGAAGGAAGCUCACCAAGCAACUCCAUCAACAACAACUUUACUUCCAACACCACCACCACCUUCACUUUGAUUCCCUUCCUCCGGUUUCUAGUACUCUCCCUCAACUUCCACACUGUUGCCCAGUGGGGUGUCUUCCUCAGGACACUGGAGUUGAUCAGCGUGGAUCAACGCAAAUAAUGGGCCACUCAUGGAAGGCGGAUCUUCGUCACCUCCAGGAAAUCAGCUCCGAGAUGGAUAAACCCACGGCGAGAACAAACGGCCGUGAUUGGAUGAUGAUGCUGGAUCAUCAUGAGGGUCCACCUGCUCCUUACCAUAGACCCCUCAAAACCCUAGAGCUCUUCCCCGUAUCGGCCACAGCUCUCAAAGAUGAGUGCGCUUCAUCCAAGCAAAACCCUCCCUAGCCACCCAUAUAUAUAUGGAUAUAUCUCUAGCUAUGAGUAGUUAAUUUAGAAGAAGUAGGGCUUACUAUUUGCUGCCUAUGGAUUGCUCAUUCUCUCAUCGUUUCAGUCAUAAAUCUCUAGGCUCUGAAGGGAGAAAGAUCUCAAUUGUCUAAUUAGCAUAUUGUAGCACUGUGAUCCUAUAUUAUAUAUACUUGUGCUACUAUAACUU
This is a messenger RNA of Diospyros lotus (date-plum), 986 nucleotides long. Its product is annotated as WUSCHEL-related homeobox 3. Gene Ontology annotation, molecular function: DNA-binding transcription factor activity; DNA binding. The record is from RefSeq and is a predicted model, not a curated record. Gene Ontology annotation, biological process: plant organ development. The transcript has 3 exons. The coding region runs from base 173 to 778 and encodes 201 amino acids. Lineage: Eukaryota; Viridiplantae; Streptophyta; Magnoliopsida; Ericales; Ebenaceae.